UCAGAGCGCCUGAAGCGUGUGCACAUCCAAUGGUGUCUGUGAGUAUAGCGGCUGCUCUUGGUGCUGCUGCUGUUCCUUGGUGUAGAUGAAGAACUUCUGCGUGUAGGCGGUGCCUUUGUAGGUGGUCAUCAGCGCGUCAACCACCUCAUCACACACACAAGCACACACACACAGAGAGAGAUGAGUGUGCGCAUGGGCACACCAACACGCGCACCGCCACACGAGUGCGUCCCCAUGGUACCUUACCUACAGCUGGUCGUAUCCUGCGUCUGUGCAGGUCCCUCGCCCGAAGAGGACGAUCAGACUCUCGGGCAAACAGGUUUCCUGCGCACACACGCAAUUGAUGUGUGUGUGCAGACAGACAGACUGACACUACAUCAAUGCCCUCAAACACUGAUGCCCACUCAUCCGCCCAAGGGACCAUUAAGUGGCCAUGAGGGUUCUCAGCCCGCCCCGUGAACAGAGGCCCACUGACCCGCCGAAGAGACCGCGAAGAGCUCAUGAAUUGGCCCAAUGGACGGCUGCUCGAUCCCUCCUGCUCCACUUGCUCGAGUGCCGGCAGUUGCCACCCCCUCUGGGCGAGUUCCUGGUGGUCAGCAGUGAGGCCGACGACACGCGUGAGCGCAUGCAGCGUCGGGGGAGGGCUGGGAAGAGACGGAAGGGGCGGUUCCUCGCGUGUAACGGUCCUCAUGUCCCUGUUGGCCAGGUCGAUUCCUCCGAAGCUGAUGUUGCGCAGCGUCCCUCCUGGCAUGCCGCCUGCCUGUCGCCCGGCAGCGUGUCCCUCUACCAUGGCUACGAAGACGUCCAGACACCAUGCACACCACGACAGGCCGCUGGGGUAGCAAAGGGUGAUGGACGUGAGAGCCGCGUGAGAAGCGCCCCAAGCUGACUGACGAGAGUGACGGGGACUCGCUGCCACACCGACCGCUCCUCCUGGGUGCCGCAGCUGAUGGUGAGGUGCGUGUGUUCCGGCGCGGCAUGCUGGAAGAUGUCCUUGGACAGCUGCACCAGCAAGUAGAGGGGCAGGAAGGCCACAAUACUAACGAGGAGGCCAGGCUGGGAAAACAAAAAGAAAUGCCAUCUAUCUAUGCCUUUGUGGCUGUCCCUCUUUGGUGUGGUGUGGUGCUCUUGCCUCGUCAGUGAUCUGGUGGAUCAGGUUCCUCUCCCUCUCUGCCCGUCGCUGCCGCUCCUCAUCAGAACUGGCGGCAGCAGCAGCCGCGGCAGCUGGAGCAGCUGGGCGAGCCCUCUUGGCCUGCAUGCAAACAUACAUACAUCCAUCCAUCCACGGCACACACAGACAGGUUGAAGGGGUGGCAGACACUCCAAGAUCCUUAACGCCCGGUGUGCUCACCUUCCUUCCAUCCAUUACGUCCCACAAGCUACUGGGCCUGAAAGAUCCAUCCCUGAGUAUUCAUCAGCCCCAUUCAUUGUACAAAGCUG
Molecule: messenger RNA, 1440 nt
Organism: Vitrella brassicaformis
Lineage: Eukaryota; Vitrellaceae
Source: the annotation of a GenBank genome assembly